Messenger RNA from Opisthorchis viverrini, 2143 nucleotides. RefSeq lists its product as hypothetical. The transcript has 12 exons. Lineage: Eukaryota; Metazoa; Platyhelminthes; Trematoda; Opisthorchiida; Opisthorchiidae. Gene Ontology annotation, molecular function: L-leucine binding; oxidoreductase activity, acting on peroxide as acceptor. The coding region runs from base 88 to 1914 and encodes 608 amino acids. The record is from RefSeq and is a predicted model, not a curated record. Gene Ontology annotation, cellular component: nucleus. Gene Ontology annotation, biological process: regulation of response to reactive oxygen species; cellular response to L-leucine; positive regulation of macroautophagy.
UGGUAUUUUGGCUUCGGGAGCCCCGCUGUUGCUGGGUUUCUGGAGUCUGUGGCGGAUGAUACAGGAGGGGCGACGUUGGAUACGUCCAUGCAUGGCCUUAUAAGGGAGCAGAUACCUGACCUUAUUCGAAUAUCCUAUACAGGGCCGUCUGCUGAUAUUCGGUCUACGGCCAAGGAUAUACUGUCGGAUCUGAAGACAAAGAAAGGGUUCCGUGUACCCCACAUCCAGCUCCAGUCUCCUAGUUUUUCCAUAAGCAUGGAGCAGAUUCCGCACAUUGAAUGCAUCCGGGAUGAACCAACGGAAGGUGAACCUUUCUACACAACCUACGCUUUGUUCCGCGAAUACUGGUUUCAAUGGGGGAGACUUGAAAAUUACAUUUACAUUAUGGGAUUCCAUCCCGAAUACCUAGAGUGUUAUAUGAAAAUCCAGGCUCAUCUCUUCCACGGAGAUUUGCCGUUACCCUAUCCAGAUCGGCAUUACCUCGCUGUAAUGGUGAGUUCGCUGUUGCAGACUGAUGAAUCCGUUCGUUCUGCAAGCAAGUCCUGCAAGUUUUGCAAGCAACAUCUGCGCAUCAUCCGGGACCCACAUCCUCAGGCACCUCGAAACCAUUCUUCUAUGUCUCUGGCUGCCUUCAAUGUCCGCACUCUGAAGCAAGCGGCAGCCGAACACAAAUGCGUGUAUCUAGUCCUAUUGUUUGCUCGCCAAUUUCUCGCAUCGGGUGGAGACCCUACGUGGCUUCAGGGCAUUCAGCACGGACCAGUAAAGUGGCGUAAGCUGGCUGGUUUGAAUCACAAUUUAGCGAGCCAACCGUGGAUGGUGACGUGGACACAAAUCCACAAUCUUAUACAUGGUGGCGGUGCUCAGUCGCCCGGAGAGAAACUAUCACUGUCCGAACUUAUGCACGCUGUCGCCAUUAUGACUCAUGUGCAUUCAUUGGCCCCGUUCGUUUUUGGCUGUGGUAUUCGACCGGAGAUCGACCAACACGAGAGUUUGUGUAAUCUAGUUGAUCCUGUGGCCCAGACCAACGGGAACGGUGACGAACAGGAUGUGGCAGAUCAUACGAAUACUCACUGGCACACUUCCUAUACCCCGGAGUCACCGACCUCUAUUAGCAAUGGUGCAAACCCCACCCCGAAGAACCACGAAGUGUUAAAUGCGCCCACAGAUCGCCCCACCUCCGGAGUUUUAUCCUCAAACAGUGCUCAUACGGAUCAGCUUCCUGCCACACAGUUAUUGGAACUGAUUCAAACCGAGAACGACGUUGUAGAUGAAGUCAGCGAAGAUAUCGUCGCCGAGCAGUUCAUGGUUGUAACACAGUUAAAUAAAGACUUGGAUUCAGAAUACGACUCUUCUUCCCUUACUUGGGCUUCCGAACUUGUCAACACUCUCAGCCAACACCCAGCUAUCGCCCGUUUUGUUGAUCACCCAGACUCAGGAUUUGUCGACUUCGAAGGUAGACCCUUCCAUAUCGCGGAAUACUGCUGGCAAGAAGAAGGCUGCGCUCUUGCUGAUCGUCUCUGCCCUGACCUCGGCACAUUUCUGGACGAGAAGUUCCGCAACACUUACGAACUGACCUACAAUACGUUAAAUUUCAUCACCAACGUAGACACCACUUUAUACCGCCGAUCAGUUUGGAAUCACGUGCAAAGUUUGUUCGGGAUUUGUCAUGACGAAUUUCGCUACGACUGUAUCGAUCGACUAUUGAACAAGCAGCAGCGGGCUUUUUUGAAAUUGUGUGCCACUCGACCGGUCGCCAUCGAUCCAGCGAGACACCGAUUCGAAAAAUUGUUUCCAGUGCUUUCACCUUCAGAAGUGGUUCAUGUGAUACUUAUGGUCGUGGAGGCCAGACAGCAGGCCUGUCUCCUAUAUGCUCUCCGCGCUAUUUCCGAAUGCCAAGCGCGUCGGCCCUACUGACGAGUGUGUGGCGCAUCAGCCUAUUUCUUCACGUUUACUUGCGAACUUGUGAUGCGUCCUUCCAGAUCAACCGUGCAAACCCGUGAAAUAACUGUCUUCAUUAUCACCAUUUUCAUCAUUUGUGUAUCCCAUCCUAAUCCAUCCACACGCUCGUCUUUUAGGUAUUCAUUUAAUGUGCCAGAGCAUUGUCGGAUUCUUUAUGGUGUUACAAUUGAAUCAUGAUUUGCCU